CGAAUAGACUGGUGUUUGGGGGAAAUACUUCCCCUAGGAUUAUAAACAGCCUCGUUCUCUAAGGCAGCUGCUACACCUCAUGCUGCAAAGAGAGUGGGGGGUUGGUUUUUGGUGUGCAGCAUGUGACUUUGAUUUGGAUCACAGCCGAGCCCAGGAGAACUUGUACUUUGUACUUUCCAUCUUGUUGGGAAAAAAUACCUUUCCUUCCACCCUGCCACCCCCACCUCAGACUUGAACACAUGCUGAACUCACUGAAACCAUGCUGUUGUUUUGAACCUCCCCCCAUCCAUCUCUUCCAGUGGGAGACAAGCUAGUGCUCUGCCUGUUUUUCCCUCCUAAACUGCUGAUAGGUCAUCUUUGGCAGUCUUGCGCCGCAGCCCCUGGACAUAUUCUGCGUUGUUCUGUUUUGUGAGUUGCUGCAAGAGGAAAACACGCCGGAGCUGGAAAAAGUGACCAGCGUCGCUCAGAUGCUUCCCACAAAAAUGCGUCUCCUGCCAGGACUCCGGCGGAGCUGCCGGCUCUCCUAGAAAUCCUGAGAGACGCAAAGGCGGAUAAAGAUGGUAGAAACUUAACUUUUUUGGUAAACAUUUCCAUUCUCUGGACAGUAUUUGUUAUUCUACUGUUGGAUCUGAGUUCCUUUGCUGUCUGGUCAUCAUGAUCAAGUGCACUAAACCAGUCAUAGAUGAGAUUAUGCAACAGGAGAUAAGGCCUCUGCUGGCUGUGGACAUCAUCGAACAGCUUCACAGGCAGUUUGCAAUGCUGUCAGGGGGACGAGGGAAGGAUGGCGCCCCAAUCAUUACUUUCCCAGAAUUUUCUGGCUUUAAUGAUCUUUCCGAUGAAGACUUCAUUAAUGUAGUCACAUAUCUGACCAGCAUACCCAGUCUGGAUGCAGCCAGCAUCGGCUUCAUCAUUAUCAUAGACCGCCGGCGGGACAAAUGGACUUCGGUGAAGGCCUCGCUGGCUCGAAUAGCGGGGGCAUUUCCAGGCAACCUGCAACUAGUCCUAGUCCUGAGACCGUCACGGUUCUUUCAAAGGGCCAUCGCUGACAUUGGCAUCCGGUUACGCCGCGAUGACUUUAAAAUGAAGGUACCGAUUGUCAUGCUGAAUUCCCUGUCAGAUCUUCACGGCUAUGUGGAUAAAGGUCAGCUGACAUGUGAAUUAGGUGGAAGUCUGCAGUACUGUCACAGUCAGUGGAUCCACCACAGGACAGCCAUUGAAAACUUUGCUGUGACGGUGAAGACCACAGCCCAAAUGCUUCAGAGAUUUGGAACAGACUUGGCAGAAACCGAACUUCCCAAUGACGUUCAAUGCACCAAAGAUCUCCUAACAGCUCACACAGACAAACAUGACAAGCUUCAGGAUGAACUGAAGUUGGCUCUGAAACAAGGGACCACAUUGCUUUCGUGUAUCAAAGACCAGGCCAGCAAAGCCGAGAACCACAAACUAAACCCAGACGAAAUGGAAAAUCUAACCACAGUGGAAAGGUUGUUAGCUCAGCUGGAUGAGACUGAAAAUGCGUUUGAACAGUUCUGGUCCAAACAUCACUUGAAGUUAGAGCAGUGUUUGCAGUUAAGACAUUUUGAGCAGGACUUUAGAGAGGUGAAACUGUCUCUGGACAACCUGAUGGAGAAUUUGCUGACACUUUCAGACAGCGGAGACGGGGCUAGCCGCAUUGAGCAGCUCCUAAAAGACCUGAGGAGCAUGCAGGACAGAGCUCAGGAAUCUUUGGAGAAGGCACAGCUGCACGCACUGCACGGUGACCAGUUAAUCCAGAGCAACCACUACGCGGUCGACUCCAUCCGGCCCAAGUGUGUGGAGCUGCGGCGCAUUUGUGAUGACUUCAGCAACGAAGCCAAAAAAAAGAAUGACUUCCUGUCCAAAUCACUUGAGAUCCAUACAUGGAUAGAGAAGGUGAGCCACUGGUGCGAGAAUGGUGUGUACCUGCUGGCAUCACAGGCUGUAGAUAAGUGCCAGUCUCAGGAAGGGGCAGAAGCAGCUCUGCAAGACAUUGAGAGGUACAUGUUGACAGCUAAGGAGCAGCAGCUCAGCCAGCUCAAAGACCUCUACAACCAACAUGAGAUGGCUCUCUCUGAUCUCAUGAAGAUCAAUGUGCAGAAUGCACUGAAAAGGCUGGAAGAGGUGCAUGAGAUGUUUGAGAAGAGACACAUCAGUCUAAAGAGGCUGUCAGCCAAGCAAACCAGGCCCGUGCAGCCUGUGGCUCCACGUCCUGAAUCUUCUCCGAAGCGCCCUUCACCGAAAAGCGUGCGACCAACAGGCUCCGCACCAAACCGAAGAGGUCCAGAGAAUAGUUCCACCAAGCACAACACUGAUACUGAGCUAGCAAGGAAGAAAAACAUUCGCAAGACUAAAGGAGGCAUCAAGAUUGAAGUUAUGCAUGAGGAGAGUCAAGGAGGUUUGAGCCAUGUUCUCAUGACCAGCGAGACGGAGGAGAGCCUGUCAAGCAGGCGGCGACACAUUAUGAAUGAGCUGAUUGAGACGGAGAGACUCUAUGUGGAGGAGCUCCAAAGUAUAAUUGAGGGUUACGCUGCAGCACUGGAUAAUUCAGAAAUGACGCAUCUAAUACCACAUGUGCUGGAAAACAAGAAGGACGUGCUCUUUGGCAAUCUUGAUGACAUUUACACUUUCCAUAAUAGGACAUUUCUCAAAGAGCUGGAAAAUUGCAUGGAGAAGCCAGAGUUAGUGGGAACAUGCUUCUUGAAAAGAAAAGAAGAGCUGCAGAUCUAUGAGAAAUACUGUCAAAAUAAACCUCGGUCUGAGGCUCUCUGGAGGCAGUGUGGGGACAGCCUGUUUUUUCAGGAAUGCCAAAAACGGUUGGACCACAAGCUCUCUUUAGAUGCAUACCUGCUAAAGCCUGUGCAGAGAAUCACCAAGUACCAGUUACUUUUGAAGGAAAUGCUGAAGUGCUGCAAGAACUCAGAGGGCACGGCAGAAUUGGAGGAAGCUCUGGCCACUAUGUUAGACAUGAUAAAAUCUGUCAAUGAUUCAAUGCAUCAAAUUGCCAUCACUGGCUUUGAGGGUAAUUUGAACGACCUGGGUAAGCUGCUCAUGCAAGGCUCUUUCAACGUGUGGACAGACCAUAAGAAAGGUCACAAUAAAGUCAAGGACUUGGCGCGCUUCAAGCCCAUGCAGAGGCACCUCUUCUUGUACAAUAAGAUGAUUUUGUUUUGCAAGAAGCGUGAGGAGAACUCGGAUGGCCAUGAGAAAUCCCCAUCCUACAGUUUCAAGCACUCUCUGAAGAUGAGUGCUGUUGGAAUCACAGAGAAUGUGAAAGGAGACGCCAAGAAAUUCGAAAUCUGGUACAAUGGAAGAGAGGAGGUCUACAUCAUUCAGGCCUCCUCCAUGGACGUGAAGAACACGUGGGUGUCCGAGAUCAGGAAAGUACUGACGGGCCAACUGGAGGCGUGCAAAGAGGCAAGUCAGCUCCAUCAAAGAAUCACCGAAAACAUUUACCAUGCUCCCAUGAGGAACGUUCGCAAAAUGGCCUUGAGGCAGUCCGACUCCUCCAGCCCAGAGACAGGCUACAAGCGCAGUGACAGCGGCCCCAACAUGAGGCAGAAACGAGCUGGCGCUAUGUCCAACCUUAGUUCAGACCCAUCCUCAGCUCUGGCUAGAAAGCGCUUCACCUUACACGGCCUGUCCAAUCGCAGGUCCCUGCCAUCAGAGCCGACGCCUAAGGAGGCCGAGGUCCCUCGCCGCUUCUCUUUAGCCUCUUCCGUCAGUGCAUCCUCGACCACGCGCACAAAAGGUCCUCUAUCUUCGACCAUUAAAAGCAAGAGACACCAAAUUAAAAGUGACCCAACUCCAUUUGGUUAUGAAGAUUCUUUGCGAGAUGCUCUUCCUGCUGACAGCAAAAAUAAAGGUACAACAAGUACCAAGCCCACUGUGCCUAGGUCCACCUCUCAACCAGGAUGGACCCAGCGCCGUUUACCCUCAAUGGACACCGAAGACUUUGAGACCAUCCCAUCCAGUGCUGAAGAGCUCUCAAAUUCCUCAGACGGAGAGGAGGACAGCAGUAACAAAAAUGGGGAGAACAAUCGCUUUCAGGUGCAGCUGACGUACGAGUCACGAGCGCCACAGGAGAUGUCGCUGGAGCCUGGAGAUUUAGUGCAGUUCUUAGAAGAGGUUGAGAAUGGCCACUGGCUAGUCAAGAACUUAAUUACUCUGAAGACAGGGCUGGUUCCACCCAGUAUCCUGCAGUCUACAGCAGGAGGAGUGGACAUUUACAGUAACACUGACAUCUUCAGUGACCUGUGUACGGCGGCCCUCACAGACCCAGAGGAAACAGAGGAGAGCGCUGGGCUGCUACCAGUCCAGGAGAACAGAAUUGCAUGUUAAACAUGUCUUUUUUUUUCCCUUUUUUUUUUUUUUCUUCUGCAUCAUUUUAGUGCCAUACAUCGACAAACCACGCAGGAUUCCUCCCUGCUAAACCUUUGCGUUAUUGUAAAGUGAAGACAAUCUGUUGCUGCUAUUCCCACUUGUGCCAUGUGGACAAGAGCUUGGAUUUUUUUGGCCUUUAGACUCCACUUGAACCUUGCUUGAACAAAGCAACGGAUUGGGCCAGCCAGCUGUCAGGGUUAGCUAUGAUCUGCUUUGACAUUUCUAAGGAAAACUGGAAUCCAGUGUAUUUCUAAGCAGCGUUUCAGCGUCGGCUCACAGUGGCCGCUUGUUUUUGAAACAGGCCUGAUCAUGUCAUGACGUUGAGCGAAAUUGAGUGAGAGAGAAAGAGACUCUAAAUUGUCCUGUCCUGCUGAAAUUACCACUCUGAUUUUUCUUCUAGCCUGGAUCACUUUUGUUUAUCAAAGACAUUCAACCGGAACGGAAGUCAUCUCAGCAAAAUUACCUGUUUCGAUUCUGUUGGUCAGAAAUGCAGCAAUUUAGAGUAAAAAUAACAGUCUACAGUAUUAUGUGUAUGUAUAUUAUAGAAGAUUUCUGUACUCUUUUGUAUUUGGUGUCUUAUUUGUUCUGUAAUUGCUCUUUAAACAUUCAUUUCUGGUUCCUCAAAUGUCUCUCUUGGGGAUGUUUAGCCUCUAAGCAAUUUUACCAGUCAUUUGAUAUUUUAUUGUAGCACAAAUGUUCCAACUGUACUGUAAGAACAAAUAGCAUUGCUAUAUAUGAACUUUAUACCCUUUUUUAUUCAAACAAAUUCAGUUUCUAGUCAAGAAAUCAAAUCAGAGACAAAUCACUCUCUGCAGCGUAUCAAAUGUGGCCUUUGUAUUUUGCUUAAAACAGCAGAACAUUUUGGAGAAUGCAAUGACAGCUUGUUACUGAGCGUGUAACAGUAUCACAGCAAGAAAUAUUACACAUAAUAAGAAAGGUUGUUCCAUUAUGACAUCCCUGUUGAAUGUAAAAAAAAUAAUAAUAAUGAAUUGAACCAUGUCUUAUUGAUUUUUAAAGUGGAGGCUGUAAACAUUUUCCAAGUCUGACCACACAACUGUAUAUAUCCUUAUCCGAUUUCGUCGUUUAUUGACGAUGAUUCUAAGCACAAAAAUUAAAUGUGGAAUGCAGAGUUUAUUGCUGAUGAUUAUAAUACACUGUUAUUUAUUAAGAGAAGCUGAUGUUUUUAACUGAUUCAUAUGGUUAGUGUAUUACCAUCUACAUUUUCAAACGUAUGAUUAAAUACAUACAAAGUAAA
This is a messenger RNA of Ictalurus punctatus (channel catfish), 5653 nucleotides long. It is a transcript of the gene mcf2l2, whose product is annotated as MCF.2 cell line derived transforming sequence-like 2. NCBI's taxonomy places the organism in Eukaryota, Metazoa, Chordata, Actinopteri, Siluriformes, Ictaluridae. Gene Ontology annotation, molecular function: guanyl-nucleotide exchange factor activity; protein binding. Gene Ontology annotation, cellular component: cytoplasm. The coding region runs from base 655 to 4356 and encodes 1233 amino acids. The transcript is spliced from 34 exons. The record is from RefSeq and is a predicted model, not a curated record.